Anopheles coluzzii is the source of this 3848-nucleotide messenger RNA. RefSeq names its product QRFP-like peptide receptor. Gene Ontology annotation, cellular component: membrane. The transcript is spliced from 2 exons. Gene Ontology annotation, biological process: neuropeptide signaling pathway. Gene Ontology annotation, molecular function: neuropeptide receptor activity. NCBI's taxonomy places the organism in Eukaryota, Metazoa, Arthropoda, Insecta, Diptera, Culicidae. The record is from RefSeq and is a predicted model, not a curated record. Bases 1171 to 2163 code for a protein of 330 amino acids.
UUUAUUAACUUACUUUCUUCAUUCAUUAUUUAAUUAGUUCGUAUUUGUGGAUGAGUAUGUAGUACUUUUUAUUUGUAUUUUUGUCUUUUGUUUUUAUGUAUUUAAUAUCCAUUGAUUUAGUUUUUCCUUCAUUUUGGGGCUGUGGAUGUAUUUCUUGUCCGCAUUAUUAUUUUUAUUUAUUUUUUUGAAGUAUUUUUCUGAUAAAAACUAAUAACGCAUCUAAUUAUUGUUCUUAUCAUUUAUUCUGAUUGAGUAUAUUUCAUUAUUAUUCUUAUAGGUUUUUUUAACCAUUUCAUUUCAUUUCUUUUAUACGGAUACAUCGAAUACAAUUUUUAUUUGUUAAAUUCUUCUUAAUGUAAAAUUUUAACAUAUAUUUCAAUUUAAAAUCUUUGGACUGUGUAAAUGUGUAUGUGUGUCUUUCUGUCAAAUCCAAAUUUAAAAAAUGUUAAAUGUAUCUGUAUUUUUCAAUUAUUUCUAGCUAGAUUGGAAGCAUCUUUCAUACAUCAAGGACCAAAAAAAAUUAAUAUCACCUUCCAUCAUAAUUCCAUCCGUUAUAGCAUUUUCCAGACAAAAUAUACGUAAUCCAUUGUUCCCUUUGUAUGAGUUUUCCUUUUUAUCAGCAGAAGAGAGGGGGAAAACAUCCAUUAUCAGUCAGUAGCACCGCGAUUACGAGGUUGUUACGAGCGGUGUUAGCGUAACCCGACCGACCGGGGUGCGAUAAGCGCACCGAUACGCAUUUUCCUUAUAAAACAUUCAAUUUCCCCGGUACGGCCAUGCUUUCGCACCGUGACAGCGGCUCCAGUCGGGCGCGUACAGCUGGAAAACCGCGACGCUCGUAUGCUGUGUGGUGUGAACUUGACACCGUAGAACGAAGAGAAACGACUCCAACAGUGUAAAAUCACUACCACGUGUGUGUGUGAACUGUCUGUGGAUCUGUUUUGCAGCACCGGCAAAGAGAAGAAAGAAGGCAACAAAAAAGGACUGUUCCUGUUGCGUGUGAUUUUGGUGCGUGAUUUAUGCGGCUGUCGUCGUCUGUAGAACGGUAUCCAAAUUUUCAAUUUCACUUUCACGACCGAGCUGCGGGGUCGUCGUUGUGGAAAGCAAUUUUCGCAGCGAAAGUGUCACUGUCACCUCGCUGACUGAGUGUGUGUGUGCGUGUGAGGCAGAGGUAUGGCAGAGGCGCAAGUGAGCGAAACGGUGCUGCGCUGGAUUACCGCCCUGAACUGGAGCGCGUCAGUCGGGGCCGACCUGUUGACAGGCGGGAUGACGACGGGCCGCGAACAUCAGGGCGGGCUGACGAUGAUCGGCUACUGGGAGCGCUCGCUCAAGAACCUUUCCACCGAGCAGCGGACCGUCUUUACCGUGUUCGCGAUCAUGGUGAUGGUGAUGGCCAUCUUCGGCAACAUCGUCACCAUCAUCACGAACGUGCGGCGGGAGCAGCGGCAUCUGCUGCGCGUCUGCAUGCUGUCGCUCGCUUUCUCCGACAUCGCGUUCGUGAUCGUCACCUCGAUCGUGUACCUGUCGCAGUUCAAUACGGAGUUUAAUUCGCUCUGGACCCUCGGUGAGCUGAUGUGCACCUUUUCGCCGUUCGUGCAGACAAUGGCGGUGCUGGUGAACAGCAUCACGCUCGUCGCGAUCGCGCUCGACCGCUACAUGGCCGUGCGCAGCUUGGUGAAGGGCGUGUGGGAACCGAACGGCUGGUUCUGUCUCACGUGCGGCGUGCUGAUCUGGGGCCUGGCAGCGGGCAUUGCCAGCCCGAUGCUAACGCUGUACGAGAUGUACGACAUCGUGGUGCUGACGACGGACCCGCAGCAACCGCACGAGAUCGUCACCGGGUACUACAUGGCGACGAUCUGUGCGACGGACAAGAGCAAGAACAGCUACUACUUCGUGAUCGUGUUUGUGGUGAUCUUUCUCCCGCUGCUCGGUGCGUUCUGCUGGCUCAAUGGUGUGAUUGCGAAAGCGUUCUGGGUCAGGCGGAAGCCGAUCGGGGCGCCGAGCGGGACGAACAAGUGCACCGCCACCAGCACGUCCGGGGAGAGUGGCAGCGACCGGAAGGCAACGCUUACCACCAAUGUGGCCACCUUGCAGCCGAUUGUGGAACGGCGCACGCCAGCCUCGGUGUUUAGUAAGUAUCGUUUGGAAUCCUUUAUAGGAAAUUAGGCUUACAGUGUAAAGCGGGUUUUUGUUAAUAAUCAUAUGACAUAUCAUUUGCUUUUCGAACUGCAAUAGCACAUUUACAUUUAACAUUUAAGAUUCAGUUUGUAUCCCUAUCAGAAACUAGAUUUUACAGGGUUUCCUAACCAAUCCAGCCUUGUAAAAGCAUUAUCUCUUCUUUCGCACAAUAACCGUUGUCAAUCAAGGCCUGGCUGUACCACUAAUACGCUUGACUUUCAGAUUACCUUAAUAGCAGGAUAAUCAGUCCUACGUAUGAGGGCACGGUCCAUUCGGAGAUUGAACCCAUGACAGUCAUAUUGUUAAGUCUGCUCGUACGAGUCGUACAAGUUGACGUUUGUACGACCAGAGCGGUCCAAAAAGCGUUAUCGGGCGCCGUAAAUAUUUAUUCGGGCGGUGUAAACUCUCAAUAGGACUUCGCUCUUCUUCUAUUUCACGUAGCCAUAAUUCACAUAAUUCAUUACCACGUAGCUGGAUAGUGAAUCCUUGCUACGGGGGACCGGUCCGUCCUAGGCCUGAACCCAUAACGGGCUUGUUAUUGCGUCGUUCGAGUUGACGACCGUAACACGGAACCGCCCCUCAAUUGGACACUGUCAGUUAUAUUCGAUCCUGGUGAAAUAUGAAUCAAGGACAAUAAAGAAUGCAUCCACCCUACUCUUUAAGUUGUCAAAUCCGGAAGUUCCGGGUUGUUGCACUGCUUAACAGCAUGUCUGUGACUUGUUCAAGUCUUCAAGUUCAACUCUACUAUGUGUAAGCUUCAGAUAUCCCUAGAUUUUCCAUGGUAAACCUUAGACGGUCUCUGAUAACCAAAAUCUUUAGUGGAUAAGACAUUAAAUCGACUACAGUUGGUUGCAAUACUAAGAAGAUAAAGUAGAAAGUGUAAUUAUCUAGGAUCCUUUCCAAAAUUACUCUUAUCCAUUAAUUAUCCUCUCUAAAUUAACUUAUUUCUGGUCAUAUUUUCUUGCAUUUUUUAGUAGAGUUUUAGCAUCCUUAUCGGGAGCUAGUUCCUACCUUCUUAUCAAAUAGCGCAUUUCGAUCAUAUUAGAUUCCCAUCAGCUGUAAUAUGUAGGAGUCGUAGUUCUGAUGAUGAUGAGGACUCUUCUUAUACUUUUUCAUCUACUUCUUCUUUAUGUUCCUUUUUGACGAACUGGCCAAAUCGAGGUCUUGUCACCCAACAUAGGGUCUUUUCAAACAUAUCUUAUAUCCGAUAUUCACGUCAUAGUUACCGAUGGAUAGGUUCGAAUGGAAAUUGAACCUCUUGUAUCUUGUGGGAACCCUAUACAUCUAACCAAUUGACCGCCAGGCCACUCCUUAACCUGAAACGUAUAAUCGAAUUUAUAUCAUAUUUUAAUCUUAGAAUUCAAACCGUCACUGCACAUUCUCAGCUCAGGUUAUCUGAGCAGUUCAAUUACACUUGUUUACCCAUGGCAUAAAAUUAAAAUGCUUCAUAAUUUUGCACCUUGUCAUUCGCGGAUGAAGUAAUGUUUCAAUCUUAUUGCCGCUAAUGUGCUAGCUAGCUGAUAACGAUCAACCAACCGUUAGUUCAACCGUGUCUGCAUAGACCAAACGUAAGCGUACGCGUACCAACCGACUACCUUUCUCUUGGCAGCUUCCAACUGUACCUGUCCGCACCACAACACCACGGCCAUCGUCGGAGAGCCUGCGACGCACAG